GUGGUGCGGCUGUAAGCAAUUCAUUGUGAGAAACUUUUUAUUUUUGGAGCAGGGCCUUUCAGAGGAAACUACCUGCACAGACCAGUUCACUUUUUGGAAACGCAAGUAGACAGUUCCUUAUUUUCAUCAUUACUUACCAUCUUGUUUAAGUCACCUUCAUUUGAAAUCUUCUGUCUGUGAGAUCGCGGAAUGUUCUCUCUGAAGAUGCAGGAUUAUGUGUUUGGUUUGCUUUCUUUUAUUUGUAGUCUCAAAGGGCUAUCAUGUUCACCAUGGACCAUGAAAGUACAGGAUCGGGUCAAUGGCACAUUGGGACAAAAUAUGAUUCUCCCUUGCAUCUUUACACACCCAAAACAAAAUACUUACACCGGUGACAUCACUGUUAAAUGGAUGCAGGUCAACAAACAUGAACCCAUUUUUAUAUGCAUACUUCACAACAAGACAAAUGCACAAGACAGUAACUGUAUUUUUCCAAGAUCAUCAGAGCGACUCUUGCUUCAAGGUGACCCCAGAAAAGGAGACAUUUCCUUAGGAAUCAAUAAUUUACAGUUUACCGAUGCCUCACAGUAUAUCUGUAGGGUGGAGCUGAAUUAUAAUAAAUUCGAGAAACACACAACGCUUAAUGUCAAUGCUCCGGCACAAAUCCUCAGCCUAUCCAAGGAUUUAGAGGUUCUGGGUAUGAUGGUGAAAUGCAUUGCCCAAGGGAAUCCACUUCCAGAAAUAAAAUGGACCUCCUUAUCUGGACCAUUAGAAAACGUUCCAAUCAAAACUGACCACAGCAACUUCAUAGUCAUCAGCUCAGUUCCAUUCUCUGAGCAGGAUGUGUACACUUGCCAAGCUGUGAACUCACUGGGACAGGUUCAGAAAACAUUUCCACCAAACCAUUCAAAUUGUUUUGGUCUUAUGGUGACGACUGGCAUUCUGGGGUGUUUGCUGCUGCUUGGGCUUGUGUUGUUCACUUUAGAUGUGAUGAAAAGAAGACAAAGUGCACAGACAGUCGUGCUACAUGAUAAACGGGUACAGAGGGUUAAAACCUCUAUAUAUCAAGCUAAUGAGACAGUUUAUGCCAAUAUCAGCACUUGUCCAGUUGGUCGUGAACAAGGUUAUGUGUACUCGACUGGGGCAUUGAGAGAGGGGGGAAAGGUGAUUCCCAAGUCCCCAAAAAAUCGGCCCCUAGGACCCCCGCCGGACAUUGGCGAAAAGUGAAGUUUGAUGCUGAAGAAUAUUAUGGCACUGAUCCAGAUGGACCAAUCACAUUUGUUUUUGAUUAUUCUAUGAUAAUUUUAAAAAAAUCAUUGUAUUUAAGAUUUGUAUGGUGCAUUUUGCUUCGUAUUUCACAUAUAUGUAAGUAUAGCAAACAUGUUUAAAAAAUAAUAUUAUAUUUUGGUGUGUAAAUGUUUUCAAAGCUUUGAAUGCAGCUGUGGAUUCAGCCUUUGAGCCUCCACACGCCCC
Molecule: messenger RNA, 1449 nt
Organism: Cyprinus carpio (common carp)
Lineage: Eukaryota; Metazoa; Chordata; Actinopteri; Cypriniformes; Cyprinidae
Gene: siglec15l
Product: sialic acid binding Ig-like lectin 15, like
Biological process (GO): regulation of bone resorption; regulation of actin cytoskeleton organization; regulation of osteoclast development
Cellular component (GO): plasma membrane
Source: RefSeq, a predicted model, not a curated record